AUGUUCCACCCGCCGGGCUGCAGGAGGAGCUUCCCCAGGGAGCCUGCUCCGUGGUGGGAUGGGCCGUGGCCAUGUCCCCCUGAUGGCCCUGGGGACACCUGGGACGGGCCACCUUGGGACGGGCCACCUUGGGACGGGCCACCUUGGGAUGGGCCACCAUGGGAUGAACCACCUUGGGAUGGGCCACCAUGGGAUGAACCACCAUGGGAUGGGCCACCAUGGGAUGAACCACCUUGGGAUGAAGCACCAUGGGAUGGGCCACCGUGGGAGCAGCAGCCCAGGAGACGCCGGCGCAGGAGGGGCCCGCCCAGCCCCAGAGCCUUCCCUGGCCCUGGGGACGUGCCCUGGAACGAGGAGGAGCAGGACAGGAGGUGGGCACCCCCCGAGUGUCCCCUGCCACCGCCCUGGCCUGACAGAGCAGCCGUGCCAGGGGCUGAGGGUGACUUUGGAGAGUGCUGGUACCAGGAUCCGCCGCCUGACCCCUGGCCUGAGUACCCCGAGGAGGAGCAGCCCCAGCCCCAGCCCCAGCCCUGGCCCCCGUCCGGCCCUGCAGGGAAUCCAGGGAAUUUCCACCAGCACCGCCCGCCCUGGAGCCACCCCCCGGCUGGGACACGACGGAGCCGCCCCCGGCAGCUGCUCCCGGUGCCCCGGGUGUGGUGUCCCCGACCCUCCCGAGGGCACAAGCCGCGCUCCAGGAGGAGCCAGCCCGGGGCCAGGAAGGAGCCGCAUCCCCCGGAGCCUCCCCAGCGCCCGGAGCCGCCCCCGGGGGCUGCAGAGAGGCAGGAGCAGCCGCAGGAUGUGCCAGCGGGCACUGGGGGUGUUCUGGAGCCCCCCAACCCGGCCAGGAGCCCUCUGGAGAGCCCAGCUGCUGAUGGUGGUGCUGAUCCUGGUGCUGCAGAGCUGCAGGUGGAGCUGGGAGCUGGGCACAGCCCCGUGGGCAGCCAGGAUCAGGCUCCCUGUGCUCCAGGAACAGAUCCAGCCCCUCCUGAGGAGACCUCCAGGAAUCCUGAGAUCCAGGAGCACCUUGAGGCGGAGCCGUGCGGUGUCCCCAGGGCUGGCGGCGGUCACGGGUCACCUCCCCAGAGCCCAGCAGCCCCUCCAGACCCUGCCGGGAGGGAAAUCCUGGAGUGCAGCAGCUCUGGGGAGGCAGAGCUCAGCCCUCGUUCCUGUGGGGCUGGGGAAACUGAGGCACGAGCUGCCCAGGCUGGGCCUCUGCAGAGCCUUCAUCCUCCUGAGAACCCUCAGCUUCCUCCAGGACCUGCAGCAGAGCCCAAAGCCCAGCCCAGCCGAGCUGCCCCGGGCACCUGCACCCCACCAGAGACCUCCACAGCGCCCCAGAGCCCACCUGGGGCUGGUGCCACCAUUCAGGCUGUGUGUGGCCAGCAGCAGCCCUGCUCAGAGCCCCCCACACCAUUCCCAGCUGGAAUCGACUCCCGCUCCGCUGCUGUGCUCAGGAGGAAGGCAAAGAUCGAGCUGUCGUACCAGCAGUUCAGCCUGAGCGUCGCCGUGGUGGCCACGAUGCUGCUGCACGAGGAGCCCUCGAUGGAGGCGGCGCUGGGGGUGGCGCUCAGGGCCAACCUGCGCCAGGGCCGCCUGCACCACCUGCAGCAGCUGGAGGAGUUCAUCGACAGCCUCGACUCCGUGGGCUCCAGCGGCCUCUGAGGGCUUUGGGCCCUCCUGCCCUGCGACAGGGCUGUGACGGCGCUGUGACAGUGCCCUGGGGUGCUCGGGAGCCUGCAGGGUGAGGUGGGAGGUGUUGGCAGCCCCCGCGGAGAAGGAGGGCGAGCGGGAUGUGUUUGGUUUUUUGGCCCUGCCCAAAGCCCUGAGGGCAGCCAAAGCGUCGCUGGUUUGACUGGAGGGAGGGCGGCAGUGCCUGCCCUCCUUUCCUGACGGCCGGGAGUGCGCCCCCAAACCCCAGCGAGUGUUUUUGGGUUGAAAU
This is a messenger RNA of Melospiza georgiana, 1939 nucleotides long. RefSeq names its product basic proline-rich protein-like. The record is from RefSeq and is a predicted model, not a curated record. Bases 1 to 1662 code for a protein of 553 amino acids. The transcript has 12 exons. Lineage: Eukaryota; Metazoa; Chordata; Aves; Passeriformes; Passerellidae.